AACUCAAGUAAGCGGCGACGGUAAUACUAAACCUACAUUCAGGAAGAUGAAGUUGGUUUUGCGUUGUGUGCACUUGAUGGAGAUGGUUUCGAGUGCAGGUUGAUUCUACAGCAGUAUUUGAAGCUGUGAGUGCCAGCUAAAGGCGUUCAUGUCAGACUGUAUGUGUGUUAUGGUUUGAACCUCUAGAAAUGUCUAUAGUACAGUCUAGAGAUGCUCAGCUGCAGGCGUUCAUGCAGAUGUAUGAGCUGAGAGCUGCUUGUAACGCCUGUACUCAUAAACAGUCACGCAUUUCUUACUCUAUCAUUGCAACGCCUCACCGUUGCUCUCACAAUCUUUUGCUAGUCAGAGCAAAGUUCAGAGGUCACAAAUGGAGCCCAGUGUCUAUGCGGCCCUCUUAUCCACGCCCUAAUCGAUAUGAAGUGUGUUGGUACUUUAAGGAGGAUGUCGGGUGCUAUGUGCAUCAUGACCGUUGCACUUUUGCUAGUAGCCCAGAAGAAGCUGCGGUGUGGAACUUACAGAAACACACAAACCUUAAUCACGAAAGAUUAAUUCAUCUGAUAACUCAGAGACAGCGCCUGGACGAACAGAGCAGACAAGAAGAUGGUCAAUCGAGAGCUCAUGAGCCUUUGUCAUACAAGGAGAAACUCCUGGAAGAGUACAGACGCAGCUGCAAUGAGAUUCUUAUUAUCUCUGAGCAGGUGGACGAUGUGUGUGUUACACAUGAUGAGAAUCUCAGUUUGGACUGUUUACGAGAAGACAGUGAAAUCAGAUGGAAAUUCACAAUCACCACGGAGAGGUCCUUGGCUCAUGUGGCUCUACUGAAAGCAGAAAAUGGCGCGGUUUUCUCUUUGAGUGACAGUUUAAAGAACACCUUCCCCCCAAUCUCAUACAUUGCAGGCCACCACCUUCGCUCCUCUCACUCCACCUACCAGUUGAGUGUGUCGUUCCUGUCAUUCCACCCCGGUGUGUACGAGCAAUGGUUGAUAUUCGAUUUCGACAUACGUCCAGUUCUGCUCAGGAAACUGAAAGUGAGAGUCGGUCAGCAGUUCCAUGUCCAGCCAGAUGAGGCAGAAGAGAGUGAAUGUGCUGAGAUUUUUUCGGAUGAGCGCUGGAACAGAGGAAACAGGGUUAUCGUGCCCUUCUUUGCCAGAAGGAAGGAGGACGAGCAGUUACUUAGUAAAUACAAACCACCCCAGAUUAACCUACAGUUCAAUCCUCAUGCAGAUCUAAGUUCCCCACUCCAUCGGGACAAUUACAGAGAGAGAGCUCACCACUUCCUGUUCAGAGAGGAAAUCGCAGAGGAAGAGCUCAUUAGCAGAUUAAAUGUUUGUGGGAGCGUGUCUCUCUCUAAACAGUUGAGUGAUGGCAUAUCACAGUUUUCCGCUGCUGCAGGGAAGCUUUUUGCCACACUGAAGGUGUCCUGCUUGCUCACUCCAGAUUCUCCUGAAGGGCUGAUGCUUAAGCGAGGGGUGCAGAUGGCUUUGGUGAAUUGCAUACCAGCAAAGGCCAGUGUGUCAGUAGAUCACAGAAACCAUGUGUACGAGGCAUUGGUGCUCAAACAGGCUGCUGGCGAGGGUCACAUCGGUCUUCAUCUGUCUGCACAGUGUGUGUCUGAGCUACAGCUGAGGAAAGAAACCAGGUGUAAAAUGGAGGUUCAGUUUCAGUUGGAUAGACUGUCAUUCUGUCAGAUACACCAGGCUAUUGACCACCUACCAGACUUGCACUAUGUUCUGCCUGACUUCAGUAACAGUUGUGUCCCUGUGAACAUAACCAAACAGUCUGAAUUGAAUAACAAGCAACAAAUCGCCCUGAACUUCAUCCUUGGCAAGUGUGAUGUCAACAAAGUGGCUCCUCCCUUGCUUAUAUACGGGCCAUUUGGCACCGGGAAGACACUUUGUCUCGCCUCAGCAGCCAAACAGCUGGCCCUUCGUUCUCAAAACAAAGUGCUCAUCUGUACAUAUACUAACAGUUCUGCAGACUUGUAUGUCAGAGGGCACUUCCAUUCAUACAUUACAAAUGGACACCCAAACCUCAAAAUACUCAGGAUAAAAGCAAACAAAGGUGGGGCUUCCAUCAAGGCAACUGAUGACAUCACUCAGAAAUACUGUCUUUGCUCUCCAGAUAGACAGUCCUUCAUUCGCCCAGCACGGUCUGAUCUAGAGUCACACCGUAUCAUUAUAACCACCACAUCGAUGGCACGACAUUUCCGUGAGCUGAAGCUUCCUGAAGGUUUCUUCAGUCAUAUCCUGAUUGAUGAGGCAUCUCAGAUGCUGGAGGGUGAAGCACUCAUGGCUCUGGGCUUAGCAGGCAAACACACUCGAGUGGUUUUAGCAGGAGACCACAUGCAGAUGGCUCCAAAACUUUUCUCUGUAACCGAUGACAAACGAUCAGAACAUACACUGCUGUAUCGUCUCUUCCGCUACUAUCAGGAUGAGAGCAGCAACAUUGCCAAGAAAAGCAGAGUCAUCUUUAAUGAGAACUACCGUUCCACUGCAGAAAUAGUGGACUUUGUAUCCACUUACUUCUAUGUGAGUGAUGGCAUCAAGGCCAAAGGAGAGAUCCCUCCCCACCCAAUGCUACACCCCCUGAUCUUUCAGCAUGUCAGAGGAGAAUGCCGUCUGAAUUCCACCUCCAUGUCCUGGUUCAAUCUUGCUGAGGUCAACAGUGUGGUCAACAUGGUGAGAGGACUUCUGACUGACUGGCCAAUGGAAUGGGGUCAUAAAGAGCCGAAGCAAAUCUGUGUUCUUAGUGAAGGCCAACAGCUUGCUGUCACGAAAAAUCAUCUCCACCAGAAAGGAGUUCAUGGAGUGUCUGUUCAAAAUUUAGCAAACAUUCAAGGGAAACAGUUCAGGGUCAUUAUCAUAACAACAGUUCAGACAAGAGACAGACUUCUUCAAUCAGAGUCAAGCUGCCCAGAGUUUUUUGAUGACAUCCGUGCAUUGAACACUGCCUUGACCAGAGCCCAAUCACUGGUGAUUGUAGUUGGAGAUGCUGGUGCUCUUUGUUGUUUUGGAAAGUGCUCAAAAAUCUGGAGGUCCUACAUAGAACAUUGCAUCAGCAAAGGCAGCAUUAAACCAGAUAACUUUACCAGAGACAUCCUACAACAGGAAGUAUUGGAAAUUUCUAAAUUUCAGAAGGCAGAAAAGAUAGAAAUGUCUGAGAGUGAUGUACCUCUCCAGGCUGAAACUGAUGCUAUAUUGAAAGAGAUGGAUGACUAUGAUUCUGAUGUACAGGACUCAGAUGAAGAGAAAGAACAAAGGAGGCCUUUAUUCUCUACCACUGAAAAGGAAAACCUAUUGGAGCUGGUCAGGAAACAGCCUGCUAUCUAUAGGCAUGGAGAAUUGGUGAUGAAGGGACCUCAGUCAGGUUAUGUAGUACCUUAUGACAAUCCAUCUGAACACAUUAAUAUUAAAGGGAGGAAAAGCAUUGGCAUGUCUUUCCCUGGGGAUGAAGUUGUGGUUGAGACUGGACGAGAUGAUGAAGGCUCUCUUACUGGGAAAGUUUUAGGUUUCACAAACAGACAACCAACAUCCUCUGAAUUUGUGUGUUUUUUAGAGGAUGAAAAUUAUCACAAACGAACACAGAACACUGACAAAUACUUGGUGCCAAAAAUGAUGAUACCCCUCAAUCACAACACCACCAAAAUGCGUGUCUUGGUGAAGAAAGAGAAUCGCAAUUUUAUCCCAGUAUGGAAGUAUGCCAAUGGCAAUUGGACGAUAACAAGAAAUUUUCGUGUUGAUGAACAAACAAAACAGAACUAUGUUUUUGUUGUUCAGAUUUUGGGCUGGAAAGAACACUGUUCAUUUCCGCUAGGCAGAGUUAUGGAUAUUCUACCAAUUGGGACAUCUUUAGAAGAGGGACUCAAGAUUUUAAAAUCAGAGUUCAAACUAACACCUCCUCCUCUACUGCAAGAGGACACAAUUCCAGAGAUGAAAGCUGAUGGAACUGAUGACAAGAAAAGAAAAGAUUUCAGAGGUUUACAAACCUUUACCAUUGAUCCAGCCACAGCUAGAGACUUAGAUGAUGCCAUUAGUAUUAAUGAUCUGGGAAGCUGCUAUGAAAUAGGGGUUCAUGUUGCAGAUGUGGCUAGUUUCGUGUCUAAGGGCAGUUCACUUGAUAGCUUUGCAAAAGAGAUGGGAGCAACUUUUUAUGAUCCUGGAAAAGAACCUACAUUCAUGUUCCCAAAACAUCGUGCCACCACCUUUUGGAGUCUUCUCCCAGGUGAAGAUCGUAAAGCCAUUUCAUUAAUUGUCAAAGUGGAAAAGAAAUCAGGCAUUAUUACAAAAGGGAACUUUUACCUCUCUAAGGUCAAAUCUAAAAAGAAGCUGACCUACAAGGAGGCUGAGGAUAUAAUAAGUCAGUGUGACGGUGAGCUAAGAUUUGAUACUUUGGAGGACUGUGUCAGGGUGGCUUACCGUUUUGCCCGAAGCCAACGCAAAGCAAGACUUAAAGAAGACUGGAACUAUGCCCAACCUGAUAAACACCGGAUGCCAGGGGAGAGAGAAGCAAAUCUAAUGGUUGAAGAGUUCAACAUAAUGUUUAACCAUGAAGUGUCAAAAUUUCUGACAGAACACACAGACACUACAUUCUGCACUCCCCUGAGGUGUCAGGCUCAUCCUUUAGCAGAACAAUUAGAGAUGAUCAGUGAUCGACACAUGGAAGUCAUUCCUUUAUCCUCACACCUGACAUUUCAUAUAGACAGAAGUCGUGUGGACCUGAAUAGCAUGAUUACCUUCACUGUGCAUUCUCCAGGGUCUAGAGAUGUUCGCCUAAACAGUAAUCCUAACUCCAGCCCUUUAUCAAGCCACCUACGAGAUGCCAUCUCUGUCAGUGACUCUGAAUAUCAUUUUGUAAUUGGAGUUCACAAAGCAGAUUUUUUUAGCUAUGUGUCUGGGGAAAAUAUUCAGAACUUGGGUGCACAAUCAGACAUGUGGAGUUUGACGCCAGGCAAAAAUCGCCGUGCUAUCUCUUUAAUUCUGAAAGUGGAAAAGACAAAAGGCAAACUAGUGGAGCAAAAGUUGGUGCUUUCCCGCAUAAAGUCAAGCAGGGCAUUGUCCUACAGUGAAACUGACAGCAUCAUCAACCAGUCAGGUGAAAAUGAGAUGAAAUGUGAUUCUCUAGAAGGCUGCAUACUUGUGGCUUAUCAUUUUGCACUUGAUCACAAGAAAAAUAGACUCUCUGGACAUGUGGGCAGUUCCAAUCCUGCUGAUCUCAGUUCAUCUGAAGACAGCAAAUGCAGGUUAAUGAUGGAGGAGCUGAAGCUGAUGUUUAAAAGAGCUUGUGAUCGGCUGAUUGAUCAAGAAACCCCAUUUCCAAAUACAUUUAGCUGUCCGGUGACAGCUUCACCUGGUUUGGUGAGGAGACUGAAGAGAGACAAUGAGGAGCUUGGGUCCCUCCAUGCAUUGGAGGAAAGUCUGGAUUCAUAUCCUUGGCAGAACUAUGGCAGUUUCAUCAUUCUGACAUCUGUGUGGCAAAAGAUUGAAUCAGCAGCUUUGACAUGUGACUUUUACAGAAUGGCUGAUCUGAUUUCUACAGAUGACAUUCAUCCACAUUUAGUUCCAGCUACUGUUCAGUUAAAGGCCACUGUCAAUAAAGCUUUCUUCAUUCGUUCUCUCUCCUGCAAAGAUGCUUUACUUGGGCACUAUUCAUUACAGCUGGAUUCAUAUACACAUGCAUCCUCACCCAUUCGCCGGUACAUAGAUGUGGUUCUUCAGAGGCUCAUGCAUUCAGUUCUCUGCGAUCGUUCUGUUGAGUACUCUCAGACAGACAUUGAUGUCUUAUGUGACAAGUGUAAAAGAGGUGAAUUGAGGGCACAAGAGUAUGAAAGCAAAGCAGAGUCACUUCAUCUCGCAGUGAGUCUACAAAAGCAAAGCACAUACAAAGUGGCUUUUGUCACCAUUGUUGAACCUGACAGCGAAAAUUUCAAAUUAUCAUUUCCGUUUGACAAAGGAACUUACCCGGACAGGCUUCCUGUUAAAUACAGAAAUUUACAGCUUGAGGAUCAACCAAUAUUUGACAAUAAACAAAAACAGGUGACACUGACUUGGAAAAAACGGAUAUACUCACUGAGCAUGACCCAGACGCCACUGCAGAACUUGAGAUCCUGUUCAGAGAUACAGCUAAGCACCUGGCACGCCAUUGUUGAGGCAGUACGAGACGAACAGUGGGAAGAAGCAAAAUCCCUUGUGUUAGCAACAGAUGUGAGAGAUCACAGUGAGACCAAUGAAGUGCAUGAUACAUCUCGAUUGAAUCCUGAUCACACUUUUGUGUCUGAAGAGGGUCAUUACACUGACUUCACACUCUAUUUGAAAGCCGGAGACACUGUGCAGGUCCAGCUGACCUCAGAAAGGGACAGGGGCUACUGGGCGCCAACUGUACAGUUAUUCAAUGUGAGUUCAAGCUUUGAGAUUUGUGUGGAACACACUGACAAUCCUAUUAAGUGCUUUUCCAAACUUGCAAACCGCCCAUCCAAAGGUUACUAUAAGGAUGUAGAGGAAUAUGUGCAGAUAUGGAAGCCUCUCUGUGAAAUGGAGUCUGCUGCUACUGCUGUAGAUGAUAGCGACUGUGUUGUCAUAGAGAAUGUGCUCAUAACUUGGAUGCUAUCCUUUGAUGAUUCCAAACUCUCUGGAACUUUCUCUUUGCCUGUGGAAUAUGUCAAGAAAUGGGCAAUUGAAUUUGACCUGGCCAAGUGUUUGAUCUGUAUCCGAAAAAGAGUUCUGAAGCAGAACCAUGCAAAUCAGUCAAAGCUGGAUCCAGAAUACUUUACUUGGGUGGCCCAUGGUUUGACAACCCAAUGUUUGGAUCCUCCAGAAAACAGUGUGAAUAAGUCCAAAAUUAUUCACUUUAGCAUAAAAUAUGCAUCCAUGAAAAUUCCAAAAUUCAAGAGGAAUGAUACAUUCACAGUGGAGGUGAUCCCUAAACUCAUUCCAGACAUACGGAAGGAAAGUGCAGUGAAUAAUUUACCAGCAGCUAAUGAACUUGUUAAGAACAUUGCACUAAGACACCGGAUUCUGAAAGAAAGCUCUGAACAAGCUGUAUACCUAUAUGUGCUCAUGAGAGAGGAACCACCAGCAGGUCUGCCUCGACUGAAUGAAAGCCAGUUUAAAGCUUUGGAACAAGCUCUGAACGGCAAAUUCACCGUCAUUCAAGGGCCUCCAGGAACAGGAAAGACAGUUGUAGGAGCGUACAUAGUGUACUGGUUCUCACAGCUGAACUCUAAGAAUCCUUGGAAGCUGAAGGAGCUGAAAGUCAAAAAGAAGAAAGAGGUUAUUCUUUACUGUGGACCCUCAAACAAGUCUGUGGAUGUAGUUGCAGAAUACCUGCUCAAGUUUGGACAUAAGCUGAAGCAAUUACGUGUAUACAGCAGACAGAUGGAGAUGCAGGAGUAUCCCUAUCCCGGCAGCAACCUUCAGUUAUCACACAAAUCACUGCGCCAAGAGCGGUCUAAACCUGAGCUCAGGGACAUAACACUUCAUCACAGAAUUAGAAUGAGUCACAACCCUCAUUCUCAAGCAAUAACUGGCUUUGAUGAAAGAAUUGCUCAUAACCCCCAUUCACUGACAGAUGCAGACAUAGAAGAAUAUAAGAAGCUGCUAAAUUCUGCACGUUUGUAUGAACUGGAAAGUCAUGAUAUUAUUCUAUGCACUUGCACGGCUGCUGCCUCCCCAAACCUCACCAAGACACUCAGUGCACGACAGAUCCUCAUCGACGAGUGUGCCAUGGCAACAGAACCGCAGACACUUGUCCCAUUGGUCAGCUUUAAACCUGAGAAGGUUGUGUUGUUGGGGGAUCACAAGCAGUUGCGUCCGAUCGUGAAGAACGAGCAUGCGCGGAGACUGGGCAUGACACACUCUCUGUUUGAACGUUACAUGGAUAGAGCUCUGCUGCUUGACACCCAGUACAGAAUGCAUGAAGUGAUCUGCAGAUUCCCAUCAGAGGCUUACUAUCUGGGUAGGCUGAAAACUAAGGUGGAUGAACGGACCAGCGUACUGCACAUUGAAACUGAGGGAAUGAGACACAGCAAACACAUUCUGUUUGGAGACAUACGAGGUGUCGAGUUCAGUUUGGUUGUUUCAACUGCACGGGGGAACGAGAACUCGAAAGCCAACUUUGCAGAGGUUAAGAAAGCUGUUGAGAUUUGUGGUCAGCUGGUAUCAGUGGGCCAUGUGAGGCAGGAGAACAUUGCCAUUCUGUCACCAUACAACGCACAGGUGGCCCAGAUCAGAGAUCGACUGAGAAGGUCCACUGACCCCCAGAUGGAGAGAAUCACAGUCACCACCAUUACAAAGAGCCAAGGUAGUGAGUGGCAGUAUGUGAUUCUGUCGAUGGUUCGCUCUUGCCCCUGCAAUGAGAUUGAACCUUAUCCUUCAAGAGAAUGGCUGUCCAAACACAUUGGCUUUGUGGGUGAUGAAAACCAGAUCAAUGUGGGCAUCACAAGAGCACAGGAUGGGCUAUGCAUUCUGGGCAAUCAGGAGAUACUGAACUGCAGCCCAGCGUGGAAGAAACUACUGAAACAUUAUUCAGGUCAAGGCUGUGUGGUCUCUGCAGACCAGAUUACAGUACACAAUGUACGUUAAAUCAGAUUUUAAAGUUGGAUUGAUCUUGAAGCAUUUUACACUCAGUGGUUUUUAAGAUUAUAUUUUUAACCAAAUUUCUAGUAUAAUUCCACCACAUUUUUAAAUGGUUAUGAUUAUAUUAACAAACUAACACAUUUGAGAAUCUAACCAUUCCUGUCAUUUUCAAUCGAUUUAAAACCAUGGCAGCUUGAGAGAAGAAAUUACAUAUAUUUUGUUGCAUAUAACCAUACA
Molecule: messenger RNA, 8807 nt
Organism: Sinocyclocheilus rhinocerous
Lineage: Eukaryota; Metazoa; Chordata; Actinopteri; Cypriniformes; Cyprinidae
Product: helicase with zinc finger domain 2-like
Exons: 19
Coding region: 189-8576 (2795 amino acids)
Molecular function (GO): 5'-3' DNA helicase activity; RNA nuclease activity; ATP hydrolysis activity
Source: RefSeq, a predicted model, not a curated record